Messenger RNA from Styela clava, 3905 nucleotides. RefSeq names its product WAP, Kazal, immunoglobulin, Kunitz and NTR domain-containing protein 2-like. Gene Ontology annotation, cellular component: extracellular region. NCBI's taxonomy places the organism in Eukaryota, Metazoa, Chordata, Ascidiacea, Stolidobranchia, Styelidae. The record is from RefSeq and is a predicted model, not a curated record. Gene Ontology annotation, molecular function: serine-type endopeptidase inhibitor activity; receptor antagonist activity; transforming growth factor beta binding. Gene Ontology annotation, biological process: transforming growth factor beta receptor signaling pathway.
UUGUCUUCCAAGAACAUCUAAUAAACUGUAAUCUGUGAUAUAUAUACUUAUUGGAAUAUUUUAUCGCCACUUCCGACUGGUUGAAAGUUUAAGAAGACAAGGAAUAAAAUAUGGAUGGAAAAUUGUUAUUAUUUGUGUUGGUAUUUUUAACUGGUGGAGCUUGGACACAAAGAGAUACUCGAGGAUCAAACGCUGGCAAUGAUAAUAUCCAAAUACAAAGAAACUCACUCUUUGCCUGUCCAAGGCAGUAUAUAGACGCUCUAGCUCGAUGUCUACAAAGACUCUCAUGUGCGGAUGAUAAUGACUGCUCUUCACAAAGAGUAUGCUGUUCAAACGCAUGUGGAUCAAAAACUUGCGUAGAUCCUUGGUAUCCGAAGAAUGACGACGAAGACGAUAGUGUAUGUUCUAAUGUGUCCUGCACUAGGCAAGGUACAACGUGCAAAGUUGUAGGUGGGAAACCAGAGUGUCUAUGCGUCGACUCAUGUGGACCUCCUGUUUCCAACAAUGAUUUUGUUUGUGCUGACGACGGAAUGAUGUAUUUCACCUCUUGUUUCAUGGAUAUGGAGGCCUGCCAAUCACAAAAAACUAUUACACAGACGAUUUGCAACUCACUCCCUACACCCAAUACAAACGUACUUACGCCAGGCGAUGCUGAUUCGUUGUCAGAUAUACCUGACUCAGAACUUCGACCACCCACGGUUAUUUCUGUGCAAGGUAUAGUUGUUGCAGAAGAGCGAUCUAGCGUUUCUUUGAGAUGUGACGUCACUGGGUAUCCAAAACCUAAAAUAUUUUGGCAGACAAUGGAAGAAGGCGAGUUAUUGGGACCCAACGCAGUCAGUGGGAGAAUUUCAGUGUCGGCUCAAACAAGAGAACUCGUAAUUGACAACGUCCAUGUAAGCGAUACCGGGAGAUAUAGUUGUUAUGCUGCCAAUAAAGGCGGAGUGGCUUCAAUAAAGUUCAGAAUUAAAGUAACAGCUAUCCAGGAAAGCAUCAGAAGAGGAGGACGAUCUUCUAAGGUGGAAUGUGGAACGUUUCCUACCGAACAAGCAAGAAGGUGUGGACCAGAAGAGACCCAGCGAAGAAUAAAAAAGCUAUGGAUAUAUAACAGAAAUAAAAAAAAUUGCGUCAAAUCGUAUUUCAGAGACUGCAGAGCUAUAACAAACAAGUUUCCAACGUGGUCUGAAUGCGCCAACGCUUGUAUGGAUAUAUGUAAGUUGCCACCAAAAAAGGGGAAUUGUAGACAAUUCACUCAGAGAAUAUUUUACGAUCAUCGAACUGGAAAUUGCUUGCCAUUCGCAUUUAGCGGAUGUCAAGGAAAUCAAAAUAACUUCCCAGAUGUCUUUGCCUGUCGGGCCAGAUGUCCUUCGAUAACUCCGAACAACCGUUCUGUAGCGAUUCCGAGUACUCCACAAACUCCGUCGUGUCCCCCAUGCUACAUGCAAGAAGCUCAAUCCGUAUGUCGAUCGGAGUUCGUCGUGAUUGGAAUUUUAAAACACUUUCGGCUGCGGCCUGCAACAUUGCGUUCUGCGGGUCAGACACAUCAAUCCUUGCACAUUCAGCUAACGAAAGUUAUUCAAGACAAAAGUACAAAUCUUAAUCUUGGAAAUUUAAACCUCGAAAAUCACGACGCGGCAAGAUUAGAAAUCAGUCUUGAACUUGAUGAUGAUUGCCCAUGCCCAGACUUACGAGACUUUGUAAGCUCGACCGAAGCAAAUCUUUCAGCUGUCAACACUCGAAGACUUCCUGCUUUUGGGAGAUCAAACGAAGUUGAAGUAAUAAUUGCUGGUAAAACUGUAAGUGGUGUUCCCACCUUGGACUCAAGUGGGUUUGCUUCAAAGUACAACGAAAAAAGUUUUAGAAGAAUAGCGAACGUAUUGAAACUCCCUCAUUUUUGCAAAAUGUUGAAUAUUAAAUAACAAUUUACGUAAAAAGAAUGAAUUCGUUAUAGUACGCAAAACAAUAUAGAACCCCAGUGACAGCGGAAUGUACCAGUCCCGAAUCUCAUCCACCGCUUAAGAUAAAUAUGAAACAAACAUACGAGUUUCAAUUUCAGUAAUUUCCUUUCUUUCAUUUUCUUAUACGAAUAUCCACUUUAGUGGAAGUAGACACAUGUAUAUGUGUGAUUAUAAUUUGGUUGGGUAUUUAGUAGAAAGAUGCAUAUCUGGUGCUAUUUGAGCCGCUAAGUUCAAAUUUCUGGUGGGGCUUGAUCUGUGAAACACAUGUUCCGUCUUGAAUUCUUUAAAUGUGGCAUCCGGAAGAAAACUGUGUACAUGGACGAGAGUGAUAUUAAACAUAGAAAACAAUUAUGCAUUUAGAAAAAGCUAAUAUAUAUGUCCUUUUUAUCUACAAUAAGUGAAAUUGUAUACAUUCAAAAGAAAGAGACGGAAUUCAGAUGGUAUUACUCUCACUGCGAGGUCUAAAUGUUUUGCUAAUAUGAGUUACGCAUUUGAGUUCGAAUAUCGGUGGUGCUGAUAGAUAACGCGAUCAAUCGGAAAUAUUUCCAUAGCGAUCAAGAACUAUCGAGUAACUUUCCAUAUCCGGUAUUGACUUUAUUAAAAGACAUUCUGAAGACGAAUUACAGUAAGAUGUGGAGAAACAUUACAUAAAAUGAGAGAUAUGGUAACAUUCGUGAAGUCCAAUUGUUGUGUCAUGUUUAAAUUCAUGCUAAUUGUUAUGGGAAUAAACAAGAAAGUCAAGGUUCGGGAACUUCCAUUACAUGCUAUUUGAGAAGCUUUUAUAACUUAUAAUUUGUUUCGAAUAAUGUUUUCGGUGUAAUUCGCCCAAUCAUUGUCUUUAGUUUGGGGAACUUGUUCUAUAGAUUUAUCCCUUGCAACGUUAUUUUCGGCUAAGUGUGCAGUAUCACCACCAAAAUACCUUUAAAUGACGUUUCUGAAUAAAAUUCCCCUUGGGGUAUAAAUAUCUUUUAUCCUUAUCGAACUAUACAAAUUGUAUAUACAUUGUACUUUCACAUUAUUUUGAAGAUCUUUUUCUUCCAUAAUUUUUCGUUGUCCAAAGUGACGACAGCCGUCGCAAAUAACUUAAUUAUUGCCUAACAAUUCUAGGAAAAUAAAGAAAAAAUGACAAAAAAUAGGACGUUAAUAAUAAUAAUAAUAAUUAAAACUUUUCAAAGACUAAGACGCUUCUGUAUUGAUCGCAAAAAUACAUCGUCGUUAGAUAUGUUUAUUCGCAGAGCCUUGUUUUAUUUUUCCAAUAGGCUUGAUAUUUCUUACCUAUUUACUCUUCUUAUAUCUCGUUUAACCGAUGCCUUCCAUUCAAAAAUUCGAAUAUGACUGAUUAGUGAAUAUUUUCGAAAAUACUUCAUCUCUAUCGUGGACUCUGGUAACGACCGAAGCCCUCUGUCUUUUUUAUCCCUAAUUUCACGUCGAUUCAAAUUCUAUCACUUAAUUCUACCUGCGGAUAAAUUAUGUCUUUUACUUUGGCCCAUCCGUCCAUCUAAUGCGCGUACAAGGAAUGAUUAGGGGCUAGCAUCAAAUUGAGAGGGAAACAAUCACAUUAGAGAAUUUCCAUGGAAAUUUUAUCGUUUGGCGUCGUGUGUGAAAAAUUCAUCAUUUACAUCGGUAAUAAAUUUUACGAUAUGUACAAAUUUUUACCGAUGAUGCUUACUAAUGGUUUAGAUUUACCAGAGAGAUGGUUAUUAGAACCAGCUAUUACUAAAGUCAGUAUAUUAUAAUUAAAACGUGUUGAAAACUUGUGUAUACAUGCUUGUUUUGUUCAUCCGCAGGCAUGAAACCUAAAAAAACAUUUAUAUAUAUAAUGUAUGUAAUAUCGAGUUGUUUUAUUUUUGUUAUUAUUAUUUAUUUAUUUGCUGUUGGUUUAAAGUACGUUUAUAUGACGUGCUUUAUGUUCUUUGCUUGUAAUAUUAUGCUACAGAAUAAACUAAAUAU